Stegostoma tigrinum is the source of this 2424-nucleotide messenger RNA. It is a transcript of the gene mccc2, whose product is annotated as methylcrotonyl-CoA carboxylase subunit 2. Bases 89 to 1789 code for a protein of 566 amino acids. The transcript is spliced from 17 exons. The record is from RefSeq and is a predicted model, not a curated record. Gene Ontology annotation, molecular function: methylcrotonoyl-CoA carboxylase activity. Lineage: Eukaryota; Metazoa; Chordata; Chondrichthyes; Orectolobiformes; Stegostomatidae. Gene Ontology annotation, cellular component: mitochondrion; methylcrotonoyl-CoA carboxylase complex. Gene Ontology annotation, biological process: L-leucine catabolic process.
GCUCUGAAGGUUGUGUCUCUGUGCAGGCGGGGCCCCAGUGUUUGCAGACCCAUUCCUCCCGUAGCUCGCGCCCGGGUCUGGCUGCAGGAUGCUGCUCCAAGUGCGGAACCUGCGGCUCUGCGUUCCUCGAGCGCGCGCCUGGCCCGGCCCGCGACCUCGCCGUUACCACGGGGACAAAGUGGCAACGGUUGGCUCGGAGCCUGACACCAACUCGGCCCUCUUCCAGGAAAACUAUGAACGAAUGAAGGCAUUAGUUUCAGAACUGAAUGAGCGAGCAGAGAAGAUCAGAUUAGGGGGAGGUGAAAAAGCUCGACAGCGUCACACAUCAAGAGGGAAGUUGCUCCCCAGAGAACGUAUUGACCGACUGCUUGAUCCGGGAUCUCCGUUCCUGGAAUUUUCGCAAUUUGCUGGUUAUCAACUGUACGGCGAGGAGGUGGUACCAGCAGGAGGCAUCAUCACAGGUGUCGGAAGAGUAUCUGGGGUUGAAUGUUUGAUUGUUGCCAAUGAUGCGACAGUUAAAGGGGGAUCAUACUACCCAAUCACAGUGAAGAAGCAUGUAAGAGCACAGGAGAUUGCAAUACAAAAUCACCUGCCUUGUGUUUAUUUAGUGGAUUCUGGUGGUGCAAACUUACCUCGCCAAGCAGAUGUUUUUCCAGAUCGAGAUCAUUUUGGGCGUAUUUUUUAUAAUCAGGCCAACAUGUCUGCAAUGGGAAUUGCACAGAUAGCUGUGGUCAUGGGUUCAUGUACAGCAGGAGGAGCAUAUGUUCCUGCCAUGGCUGAUGAAAGUAUCAUUGUAAAGAAUCAAGGGACAAUUUUCUUAGGAGGCCCACCACUGGUGAAAGCUGCAACUGGUGAAGAAGUUUCAGCUGAAGACCUUGGAGGUGCUGAUCUCCACUGCAGGAAGUCUGGUGUGACUGAUCAUUACGCCUUGGAUGAUGCUCAUGCACUUCAUUUGGCACGAAAAGCUGUUCGAAAUCUCAACUAUCAGAAGAACUUAGAUGUGACGGUGGAAGCCCCAGAGGAGCCACUGUUCCCUGCUGAUGAAUUAUACGGUGUGGUUGGUGAUAAUCUGAAAAAAAGUGUUGAUGUCAAAGAGGUUAUCGCCAGAAUAGUGGAUGGAAGUAGAUUUAGUGAAUUCAAAGCUUUUUAUGGAGACACUUUAGUUACAGGGUUUGCAAGAAUUUUUGGGUACCCAGUUGGCAUAAUCGGAAACAAUGGAGUCCUUUUCUCAGAAUCUGCAAAGAAGGGCACCCAUUUUAUUGAGCUGUGUUGUCAGAGGAAUAUCCCCCUCAUAUUUCUGCAGAACAUAACAGGUUUCAUGGUUGGUCGAGAAUAUGAAGCUGGCGGAAUAGCUAAAGAUGGGGCCAAAAUGGUGACUGCAGUUGCAUGUGCAAAUGUUCCAAAAAUUACUGUCAUUGUCGGUGGUUCCUAUGGUGCUGGAAACUAUGGAAUGUGCGGAAGAGCAUAUAGCCCAAGGUUCCUGUACAUGUGGCCAAAUGCACGCAUUUCUGUGAUGGGGGGUGAGCAAGCUGCUACUGUUUUAGCUACAAUUACAAAGGACCAAAGGGCAAGAGAAGGAAAAGAGUUCUCUUCAGAAGAUGAAGCAGCUUUAAAGGAACCAAUCAUUAGGAGAUUUGAAGAAGAAGGCAGUCCAUACUUCUCUAGUGCCAGACUGUGGGAUGAUGGAAUAAUCGACCCUGCUGACACAAGGCUGGUAUUAGGCCUGAGUCUUAGUGCUGCACUCAAUGCACCCACAAAGAAGACAAACUUUGGAAUCUUCAGGAUGUAACUGAAGCAUUUAUUAUUUCAACACAAAUAUUUCCCAAUUUGCGACGCUAACAGGAAAAAACUGACUCAAUCAAAAUACUGUAAACUUUGUGAAAUAACAUUUCAAAUUCCAAUACCACUUUCUCAAAAUAAAAUUUUUCAAUAACUGUGAAACCCUGAUCAAUAACUGACAAAACAUGCUAGAAGAUAUGAGAAUAUGGGUUCACUUUUUAGUGAUAGACUUAGAUUCAGUUAUUUUAGUCCUGGUAGAGACUGAUACCUUUGUGGUUUGUGUGCUGCUUACAAUAGUUUAAACUCAAUGUCUUUCCUAUCCUUCUGAUUUUUAUUUUUUGACAUUGUAACCCUUCUCGUGUCAAUAGUCUGGCUGUACUGUUUGUAACGGUGAGAAAGGAAGUAUGUUUGAGCUCUUACCUGUUUAAUUUAUCUGUCUCCGUGAUUUGUGAGAUGUAUAUGACCUGCAUUAGGAUUAAAAGUGGAAUUUAUUAAGCUACGUCUUCCACCCCCACCCUUCCCCUCUACCUUUAGUGCUCUCAGCUUAUGUUAAUUUGGCCUUGGUUUUUAUAGUACAGCAAUUUGAUUAUAAAAUAAUUUUAUAAUGCAUUGGUCAUAUCCACAUUAAAGAAAAGGUCAAAAGAA